AACUGUCACGAUUAAAGUUGUAGCUUAAGGUGCUAUCACACGAUCUAUUCUCAUUUUUGACAAUUAUGCGUCUUAUAAUAAUGCUUCUGUGGUGGUUUACAUGCGUAAACGAAUUGCAGAACAUCGUUUCAGGAAAUGACGAAGUGCCGUACGUCUAGUAGCUAAUAAAAUUUCUGAUUUUUAUCGCGGUUACGCUGAUGCAAGUCGUGCAACGUCGCCUUUAUUAGACAAAAUAAAAUGCCCGAGAGGGACAGAGCACCUGUCACACACGCUAGACAAAAAUCAACGAACUCGUUUCCUAUUGGCCACCGUCGUAACCGUUUUGUUCAAAAAUGACAGUUAGCGGUUUGAGCUUAUUCCGAGACAGAUGAUGGUUGGGGUUUACUUUUAAAUUUUAAACCGUUUGCUUGUUUUCAGUUAAUAGUGUUUUAAAUCUUGUUAUAUAGUUUUAAGUGUACAUCUAAGAUGUUUUUUCAAUUUUCGCCCCCUCUCAGACAACCUGAGAAAAAAACUGUCGCAAAAAAGGCCGAAGUGGAACCCAACGUGUUGACAUUGGCCCCGUUUUCGAAAAAUCCGAAAAUCUGUUUUGAAAAUGUAAAAGUUGGACAGGCUGCUGUUGAGACUUUAAUUAUUAAAAACCCCACAAACCACAAACUUGAAGUAACUGCGCACCUAAAUGUCGACGACAAAACCAACCUCCAACUACAGUGGUCAUCAAAAUCCCUCCAAGAGGGCGAAGAACAAACCCUCGUCCUCCACUGGACCCCCACGGAGGCAGGAGCGUGGCGCUACCUCCUCCACAUCACCGCCGGCAGCCGCAUAUCCUGCGACAUCCCAGUGCUCUUAAAGUCGGCAACUUCCGCCAAAAAAAAAAACCCAAAAAGCAGAACCUUCCCCCGUUUCGCUACAAAGAAAACCACAUCACCCAUCAACCUCAUGAAACGAAAAUCCCCACAGAAGAGACCGGUUCUGCCCAAUAUUACGAACAUUCCCGAACUUAGACUAAUACCAGCCGACGGCCUGUACGCCGGCAAGGAAAACGCGUUCUUACGGAGAGAAACGUUCAUCGUGGGAACAAAUCUUCCGUUGACCGAAGAUAGUCUGGAAAGGGUCGCUGAUGUCUCGUUUGAAAGAAAAUUACAAGUGCAUUGUUCGGAAUUUUCCGUGCUUACUCCUGUGGCUGCCUUCCGACCGGAACAUUGUUCCAGCGAGGAAAAGUCUGUUAGUAGAGUGCAUUUUAGUGGGAAAAGUUUUCAGUUAUUCCCUGACGAAACGACAGAAAAUGAUUUGCCGCUUGAAAAUAGCGGAGAUUUUGGUAUAUCUCCUAUAACAUACACCAGAAAUAUUAAAGAUAUAUACAUCUCUCCAGCGGUAUAUAGAGAUAUAAGAAACAGAGGUGUUAAACACAGGAAUUCAUCUCCUAUAAUGCAGACCAAGACUGUCAGAAAUGUAACUUUCUCUCCAGACACGUUCGCUAAAGAUCUUAGAGAUAUCAAUAUAUCUUCCGUUACGUUUAGUAAAGACGUCCAAGAAAUAAAUAUAUCGUCAGAAACGUACUCUAAAGAAGCGAACGUUUCCACAGAAACAUACACCAAGGACGCUAGAGACGUAAAUAUCUCUUCUGAAACGUACACAAAAGAUCUUAGUUCGAAUACGUUCACUCUAGAAGUCUCAGAUCACGACACCGACAACUGUCCUACACCCACAAGCAGCAAAAAAGCCCGCUUGGACAGUUUAGCUGGGUUUUCGGUACGUGACACCAUCCAUGCAGGUCUAUGGACAAAUACAGCCCUCCCCUUGUCUACCAUUAAAGAAGUACCAUCGCUAUCCACCAUCGAAGAAAAAAGUAUAUCUAGAACCCUUCCUCUGAAACACAAAACCAACAUGACUUUCACCGUGUCACCUAAGCGUCUAAAACUAGAAGAACCACUUCGUCCAGAAUGGACUGAGGCACACACAGCUGCCAUAAUUGACCCACAAAUGGGUGAAUUUUUGGACAGGCAACAAGACAACCUCAAACGAUGGUUGAACGCCAUUUUGGCACCUCCAAAGGGCUUGGAAUCCAACGAUGAAGGGCACACGAUGGACGUGGUGAAGCUGUGGCGAGAAUGCCAGAAGAAACAAGACAAUGUCAGCACUGUUAGCGUAGACACAAGCAGUGCGAAUUUAAAAAGCGUGCGCAGAAACGCUUUACGCUUGUACAAAUCUACCGAAGUCCAGAGUGUUUUAGAAAAGGUGUGGAAAGCCGUAGACGAUAACCGGUUGAUGAUCAGAAGCGACAGAGACAUCCACUUGGAUCUAGCCCUUCAGUCUGAUAUAAUGAGGGUACUUUUGAGUUACAACCCACUGUGGUUGCGCGUUGGGUUGGAGAGCAUCUACGGUAGAAUGAUCCCGCUUAAAUCGAACUCAGAUCUCUUAGGUUUGACGACGUUCAUUUGGGAGAAGCUAAUCAGAGAUCCGUUCCUUCUCAAGAAGCAUAAGUCGAUACAUACAAAUAACUAUAAAGUGGGUAUUAAAAAAGCCAUCCUCAAGCGAAUUCUAGCGCUGAUCUACUUUCUAGAUGUUUCUAAAAAGAACAAACUGAUAUCGCAUGAUCCGUGUCUCUUUUGUAAGAACGCCCCUAUAAAAGAGAGUCGAGACGCUCUUAUCUCUUUCGCAAGAGAUACUGUAGCGUCUAUGGGUGAUAUCACCAAAUUUCUGAAACACUUCGGGUACAUCUUGUCCCACAAACAGACCUAUCUAGAUGAAUUCGACUACACGGUUAAAGUACUCGGUACGGAUUUACGCGACGGAGUCCGCUUAACCCGCGUCAUGGAGAAAAUCUACCUCGAUAACACACUAAGCAAAAACUUGCGCGUCCCGGCGAUUUCCCGCUUGCAGAAAGUCCACAACGUGAAAAUCGCAUUCGAAGUACUACUAAAGAACGACUUCGAGCUAAAGUACGAUAUAGUACCCAAAGACAUAGUGAAUGGACACAAAGAAAAAACUUUGUGUUUCUUGUGGCAAAUCAUCUACAAAUUACAAACUCCGUUAAUGGCCAGAAGCGUCACAACGAUAACCCGGUGGUGGCGCAGCGAAGCAAUUCUUCUCAAACGGGAAGAAUUAAGGAAGAUCAGGACCGAACGGGAAGAAGCGGCCACGAAAAUACAACUGUGGUACCGACGGAAGACGGGCUGGCACAUCAAGAAAAUGAUGAAGAAACGUGAAGAAGCAGCAACGAAAAUCCAGAGCUGGGUUAGAAGAUUUCUGGCCCAGAAAAGGUUUGAUAAGUUGAAACGCGCAGUUGCGAUAGUGGAAGAAAGAUAUGUUGCGAGGAAACUAAUGAUGGUGGUUAGAAUGAAAUACGAAACGUUGAAGUGGGCGACGUUGGUUAUCCAGAGAACGUUCAGGUCGUAUAGAGAAAUGAAACUCCAACGAGAAUAUUAUCAAGUGUUGAGGUACAGCGUAAUUCUCGUUCAGAUGAGGUUCCGAGCGAACCAACUUAUGAAAACAGAGAGGGAAUAUUUUCUACAAUUGAAACACAGUGCGGUUAUUAUCCAGACAAGGUUCCGAGCUAAUCGAUUAAUGAAAAUGCAACGUGAAAAUUAUCUACAAUUAAAAUAUGCAACCAUUGUGAUUCAGAAGAGGUUCAUUUCUAAUCAGUUGAUGCAAAUCGAACGAAAACGGUAUGCACAAUUACGACGAAGCGCGACUAUGGUUCAGAGGAGGUUCCGCGCGAACCAACUUACGAAAAAGGAGAGAGAAUAUUUUCUACAGUUGAAAUCAAGUGCAAUUAUUAUCCAGAGGUGGUUCCGGGCCAGUCAUUUAAUGAAAACAGAAAAGGAAUAUUUUCUGCAGUUGAAACAAACCGUGAUUGGUAUCCAGACAAGGUUCCGCGCCACCCAAUUAAUGAAAACACAAAGAGAAUAUUUUCUGCAACUAAAGCAGAGUGUGAUUGUGGUUCAGCAGAGGUUCCGCGCUAAACAACUAAUGAAAUUAGAAAGAGAAUAUUAUCUGCAAACCAAAGAAAGUGUAACUGUGGUCCAGAGGUGGUUCCGUGCCUACAAAUUAAUGAAAAUGGAGAAAACGUAUUUUCUUCAAUUAAAACGAAGCGCGACUAUCGUGCAGAGAAGGUUCCGCGCCAAUCAACUAACUAAAACACACAGAGAAUAUUUUCUGCGAUUAAAACGGAGUGUUAUUGUCAUCCAGCGCACGAUUCGCGCCUAUCGCUUAAUGCAAACAACGAGAGAAUAUUUUCUACAGUUGAAAAAGUACACUGUUUUCAUUCAGAGAAAAUUCCGCGCCAACCAGUUGGUGAAAAUUGAACGACAAUAUUAUCUACAAUUAAUCAGAAGCGUGACUAUUAUUCAGACGAGGUUCCGAGCCAACCAAUUAAUGAAAUACGAAAGAGAAUAUUUUCUUCAGUUCAAACGAUGCGCGAUUUUAAUGCAGAGGAGGUUCCGUGCCAAUCACUUGACAAAAGUAGCGAAAGAAUAUUUUCUGCAAUUAAAGAAAAGUGUGAUUAUUGUUCAGAGGAGGUUCCGCGCCAACCAGGCUAUGAAAAUCGAACGACAAUAUUACCUGCAGUUAACCCACAGUGCCAUUAUUAGUCAGAGGAGGUUCCGCGCCAACCAAUUAAUGAAAUCAGAAAAAGAAUAUUUUCUACAAUUAAAACAAAGCACAGUUGUUAUUCAGAGAAGGUUCCGUGCCAGCCAGUUGAUGAAAACCGAACGACAAUAUUACCUACAAUUGAACAAAAGCGUCUGCAUCGUUCAAAAGAGGUUCCGGGCCAACCGACUAAUGAAACUAGAAAGAGAAUAUUUUCUACAGUUGAAACGAAGUGUGAUUGUCGUUCAGAGGAGGUUCCGUGCCAACCAACUGAUGAAACUAGCUAGAGAAAAUCUUCUGCAGUUACAGAAAAGUGUGCUUAUUGUCCAGAGGAGGUUCCGCGCCAACCAGGCUAUGAAAAUCGAACGACAAUAUUACCUGCAGUUAACCCGAAGCGUCAUUAUUAUUCAGAGGAGGUUCCGCGCCAACCGGUUAAUGAAAUCAGCGAAAGAAUAUUUCCUACGACUAAAACAGAACGCGAUUCUCGUUCAGAGAAGGUUCCGAGCCAACUACUUAAUGAAAUCAACACGAGAACAAUUUCUGCAAUUAAAACAAAGUGUCGUUGUUAUCCAGAGAAGGUUCCGCGCCUACCUAUCCAUGAAAACCAACAGACAAUAUUUUGUACAAUUACGACAAAGCGUCGUUCUUGUUCAGAGGAGGUUCCAAGCCAACCGACUUAUGAAAAUACAACGCCAACAAUACUCACAAUUCAGAUUUAGCGUGGUUUUAAUCCAGAAACGAUUCCGCAGCCAUCAGUUGAUGAAAUUUCAACAACAAAAUUAUCUACAACUACGACAAAGCGUUGUUCUCGUUCAGAGAAGGUUCCGCGCCAACCAACUAAUGAAACUAGAAAAAGGGCACUUUGUUCAGUUGCGACAACGUGUGAUUCUUAUACAAAGAAUAUUCCGGGCCAAUCAAAUCAUGAAAAUUGAACACCGAAUGUAUUUAGAGUUAAAAAGGGUAGUGGUUUUGGUUCAGAGGAGGUUCCGCGCAAACCAGUUGAUGAAAACCGAACGAGAAUAUUAUCUACAGUUGAAACAGAGUGUGGUUCGCGUGCAGAGGAGGUUCCGCCUUAAGCAGUUAAUGAAACCAGAAAGGGGAUAUUUUCUACGACUACGACAAAGCACGGUGAUAACCCAGAGGAGGUUCAGAGCGCUGCAGCUAAAGAAAAUACAACACGACUAUUAUAUGAAAUUAAAACGGUUUGUGAUCGUGGUACAGAGACGAUUUAGAGCCAAUCAACUAACGAGAAUCCAACGCGAACAUUAUGAAACGUUAAGACGAAGCGCGAUCCUCGUGCAGAGGAAAUUCCGCGCGAAGUUAGCAACAAGAGUGGAUUAUAGCAAUUUCCAAAAAUUAAAACAAGCCGCUGUCUGCAUCCAAAGGAAAUGGCGUGUUAAAGUCGCAGUGGAAUUGGAAAAGCGAAGAAAAGAAAAUGCGGCGGCUGCAAGGAUUCAGGCUACGUGGAGAGGCUACAAAAUGCGGCAAUGUCUAGAACCGAAGUUGUUGAAAAUCUACCAACAGUUGAAGACCGCUAACGAGAACGCGAGACCUGAAAAUACUUUAGGGUCUCGAUGCGUCAUUUGCGUUUUCCAACUGACAACGAAGAUGAGUGUCGAAACCAUGACUAUUUUGGUUCAAGAUCUCGACUACAUUACAAGAAGGUGCCAACAAAGUUUACGGACGUACGGGUCGAAGUUAAUAGAGCCUCUCUACAACGUGAUCAAUUCCACCAACAGAUCAGUGCUUGAAACUCAACUCAGCACGGCAGCUGUCAAUGUCUUGAUCAAUGUGUACAGAUAUAAGCCUUCCAGACCGCAUGUGUGGGUCCCUGAAUAUAUGGAAAGUCUCGUAACUGUGAUGUUACACUUCUGUGAUAAAGAAAAUCCCCUGUUUCCGACACUGUGUACACUUUUAUAUUUCUUUCUGAAAAAUGAAGAAUACAAGAGCGUCAUCACCAACACUCCUAAGUUUCGCGAUAAAAUGAGGCUGAUUAAGGACAAGGCGGACAGGAAGAUGCGAAUGGUGCAGAAGGUGAAGAGCGCUACGCAGAACGACUCCUUCUUCCGCGUUCGCCAAAAUCUACCCCUGCCCGUAGACACUCCAGAUUGGGGAUUAGAUUACAAAAAAAAGCCAAGAGUUUUCUUAAACUCGGUUCAAGCUGUCGAUACCAUUAUUGCUAUUUUAACUGUGUAAACUAGAUGUAAAUAAAUUUUUAACGUUA
Zophobas morio is the source of this 6811-nucleotide messenger RNA. Its product is annotated as abnormal spindle-like microcephaly-associated protein. The transcript is spliced from 6 exons. Bases 466 to 6783 code for a protein of 2105 amino acids. Gene Ontology annotation, molecular function: calmodulin binding. The record is from RefSeq and is a predicted model, not a curated record. NCBI's taxonomy places the organism in Eukaryota, Metazoa, Arthropoda, Insecta, Coleoptera, Tenebrionidae. Gene Ontology annotation, biological process: establishment of meiotic spindle localization; spindle organization; mitotic cell cycle. Gene Ontology annotation, cellular component: spindle pole.